Molecule: messenger RNA, 2238 nt
Organism: Diaporthe amygdali
Lineage: Eukaryota; Fungi; Ascomycota; Sordariomycetes; Diaporthales; Diaporthaceae
Exons: 2
Coding region: 1-2238 (745 amino acids)
Source: RefSeq, a predicted model, not a curated record
AUGAAGACCUUCAUCGCCAGACGGCACGCCGCCAUCACGGCUCUGGCUUGUCUGCUCGCCCGCGGCCGAGCUACAAAUCACCUCGGCGAGGAGACUGCUUCAGCUGCCCCGGCUGCCACGGCUGCUACUCCUCCUUUCCCAGUCCUGCCAGUGGCUCAAAAUUCAGCACAAGUCAUGUCGAACCCACCAGCGCUCAGCUUCCCCGGGGCCGGCAAGAAUCAGACCUAUCUCGCCCUGGGCAUGGAAUUGCCCAUAAUAGCCACCGCAGGCGGUGGGUCUACCGCAAGCGCAGAGCUCAUCUUCGUCUCGCCUCAGUCCUACCUUCUCUUCGUCCAGCAGGGCAUGAUGCUGGACAGCUCCACCCAGCUGAAUAUGAGCGGCGGCCUGCUGAGCUCCGCCGCCGACCCCUUCGUCUCGUUCGAGGAGCCAACCGGGCUCUUUUCCUCCAUCACAUCCGCCAACUCGGGCGCAUCGUCGUCCUCCGCUUCCUCCUCGUCCUCGUCGUCGUCCUCGUCCGACAUGCGCCUCCUCGCCGUCCUGCUCUACAACCCGCCCACCCCCCAAGCUGGGAUGACCGCCUUCAACUUUACCGCCUGGGCCGCAGACAUGAGCGCGAACCCGUCCCUUCGCAUGGAUUUUGACGUCCAGGACUUUGCCACCCGGUCCGGGCUCGGCGAUCCCGUUGCCGCCGAGGUGCUCAUCGUCCAGGACCAGAUCAGCACCCCGUCCGACAACCCCGAUGACAACUCGGCGAGCCUGGUCCCGAUCAGCACCGUCAUCCCGGCCGGCGGGCAGGAGGAAUCCACAUCCGCCGCCUCAUCCUCGGCUUCGGCCUCGGCCUCAGACUCAGCUUCAGCUACCGGGGCUGGUGCCGGUGCCGCCGCCGCCGCAGCUGGUGGACAGUCUGGCGCGGCAGCCACCGGUGCGGCAGCCACCGGAGGAGUCGGUGGUAGCCCGUCAGGUCUCGGUGCAUUGGGCGCUGGUGGCGCCGGUGGCCUCGCGACGGGCGGCGCUGGAGGAGCCAGCCAAACUGGCUCGGCCGCCGGUGCAAGCGGGACGGAUUCAGCCUCCGGUGCAACCGGCACUGAUUCAGCAGCCGGUGCAAGCGGAACGGGCUCAGCAGCUGCAGCAGGCUCAGAUGGUCAGACUGGCUCCGGGUCUGAGGGCGGUAAGGGUGAUGGUGCCAAUGCAGGUGGCUCAGGUGCAGAAGGAAGUGGAGAAGACGGCGCUGGUGGCGCUGGUGGCGCCGGCGACGGUGCCCAGAAGGGAGAUGGGGGAGAUGGGAGCGGUGCUGGGGCAGGUGAGGGCAGUGAUGGCAAGGGAGGAGACGGCAGCGGCUCUGAAAACGGACAAGGUGGGAAGGCAGGAGCAGGUGGCGCCGGAGCAGGAGAUCAAGGUGAUGCUGGAAAGGGAGAUGGGAGCGGUGCCGGAGCAGGAUCCAACAAAGAUGGCGGCAAAGGCGCCGGUCAGGACGCCGGCGGUCAAGGAUCCGGCGGUGAGGGUGCCGAUGGUGAAGACGGAUGCGACGCGGAAGACGAGCAAGGCGCCGGAGGUGCAGGAGCAGCAGGCGGGGCCGGUGAGGGUUCAUCAGCCGCCUCCGCGGGCAAUAGCACCUCGGCGACUGCCACGGGCGGAGCCGGCAAGUCGGGCACCGCAGACAAGAGUGGCCUCCCGCUCAUGGGCACCGGCGCCGCGAAACUACCGGGCAUGAUGGAAGGCGGCGGCAUGAUGGGCGCCGGCGGCAUGAAGGGAGAUGGCGGCAUGAAGGGAGAUGGUGGCAUGAAGGGGGCCGGCAGCGAGAGCAGCGGCGCCGCAAUGCCCGAGAUGACGGCGUCAGCGUCGGCGUCGGCUAACCCGGACGACGACGGACUCUUCACGAUCGGCUUCGACGUCGACGGCAAGUUCGGGACGACCAUCACAGCCGAGCUGCCCUUCCGGGCGGCCCGCCGUACCGCCGCUCCACAGGACGGCGGCGAUUGGACCAUGACGCUCAACACGGACGUGAGGGCCGCUCUGGGAGGGCUGAUGCAGGCCACCGCUGCGUCGGCGAGCAGCCCGUCCCUUGCGACCGGCUCGUCUACCAUGGUCACGACGACAACAUCUUCCGGGGAGACUGCAAUGGCCACUGCCACAACGUCCACAACGAGUGUGACCUCGGGGGCGACGACCCUGUCUUCCUCACUGCUCCGUGUCUUCGGUCUAGCAGCUGGUCCGUUGCUUGUCUUGAUAUUUACGUGA